AUGGCCAACUUUGUGGAGCUCAGUACCAAGGUUAAAGUGCCCAUCUUGGGACUGGGCACCUGGAAAUCUGGCCUAGGAGAAGUCAGAGAGGCUGUGAAGGGAGCCAUUGACAUAGGAUAUCGCCACUUGGACUGUGCUUAUGCCUACAAGAAUGAGCAUGAGGUGGGGGAAGCCAUCCAAGAGAAGAUCCAAGAGAAGGCUGUGAAGCGGGAGGAACUCUUCAUAGUGAGCAAGUUAUGGCCCACCUUCAUGGAAAAGCAUCUAGUGAGGGAAUCCUGUCAGAAGACCCUCAAGGAUCUGAGACUGGACUAUCUGGACCUCUACCUUAUUCACUUUCCGCAGGCAUUACAGCCUGGGGAGGACUUCAUUCCCAAAGACGAUAAAGGCGAUACCAUCAUCAGUAAAACAACAUUCUUGGACACCUGGGAGGCCAUGGAGGAGCUGGUGGACGAGGGGCUGGUGAAAAACAUUGGGAUCUCCAACUUCAACCACUUUCAGAUCGAGAGACUCUUGAACAAACCUGGACUGAAAUACAAACCAGUGAUCAACCAGGUUGAAUGUCACCCAUACCUCACGCAGGAGAAAUUGAUCCAGUACUGUCAGUCCAGGGGCAUCAGUAUCACAGCUUACAGCCCGCUAGGCUGUCCAAAUAGAUCUGGGGCCAAACCAGAGGACCCUUCUCUACUGGAGGAUCCCAAGAUUAAUGAGAUUGCUGCAAAGCACAAAAAAUCCGCAGCCCAGGUUCUUAUCCGGUUCCAUAUCCAGAGGCAUGUGAUUGUAAUUCCCAAGUCUGUGACACUCGCACGCAUCGCUGAGAACUUUCAGGUCUUUGACUUUAAAUUGAGUGAUGAGGAGAUGGCGACCCUGCUCAGCCUCAACAGAAACUGGCGGCUGAAAGGUCUGGAGGAGUAUCCCUUCUAUGCAGAAUAUUGA
This is a messenger RNA of Dama dama (fallow deer), 933 nucleotides long. RefSeq names its product aldo-keto reductase family 1 member B10 (gene AKR1B10). The record is from RefSeq and is a predicted model, not a curated record. NCBI's taxonomy places the organism in Eukaryota, Metazoa, Chordata, Mammalia, Artiodactyla, Cervidae. Gene Ontology annotation, cellular component: mitochondrion; cytosol. The coding region runs from base 1 to 933 and encodes 310 amino acids. The transcript has 10 exons. Gene Ontology annotation, molecular function: aldose reductase (NADPH) activity.